GGGGUGUAGGGGGGGGCCGGGGGUGGAGUAGGGUGAAAUAGAGGCGGGCGUGUGUCACCGGGUAGAUACCCGCGGCCAGGUACAGGCGGAGGCACUGACGAUACGGAGUGGAUGCGCUCUGGGCUGGUGCUCCUGGGCAGCGAGCGCACGAGCAGCCACCGCCCGCCCGCCCGGAGCCCGCGGGUCACUCGCCCUGCGCCGGGGCGGGCAGCCCGUCCGCGCCGCGCCCGCCGCCAGCCCCAUGGCCACCAGGGUGCUGACCAUGACCGCCCGCCUGGGGCCCGUGCAGCAGCCCGAGGAGCCGGUGUUCGCGCAGCUGAAGCCCGUGCUGGGCGCCCGGGAGGCAGCGAUCUUCCCCGGAGAGGACAUGAAGCAGCAGCCGCCGCCGCCGCCGCAGCAGCAGCAGCACCCGGGGGGCGGCGGCGCGAACCUGCCGGCGGAGGAGAUGGUGCAGACGAGAUGUGAAAUGGAGAAAUACUUGGCACCUCAGCUCCCACCCGUUCCCGUCAUCCCUGAACAUAAGAAAUACAGAAGAGACAGUGCCUCGGUUGUAGACCAGUUUUUCACUGACAGCGAAGGGUUGCCUUACAGCAUCAACAUGAACGUCUUCCUGCCCGACAUCAGCCACCUGAGAACUGGCUUGUACAAAUCUCAGCGACCCUGUGUAACCCACAUCAAGACAGAACCAUCUUCAGUCACCAUCUUCAGUCACCAGAACGAAACUACUGCCCCUGCUCCUGCUCCCACUCAGGCCCUCCCAGAAUUUACCAGCAUCUUCAGCUCCCACCAAACUCCUGACGUGAACAACAUUUUCAUCAAGCAGGAGCUUCCUACUCCAGAUGUCCAUCUUUCCAUCACGCCUCAGCAAGGCCAGUUGUAUCAGCUCUUGAGCUCGCCGGAUUUAGACAUGCCUAGCACCACUCCUCAGGCAGCCGUGAUGGACUCCCUCAGCAACGUCUCCAUGCCCUCAGCCAUGGCGGGCCUUAACACGCUCUCCUCGGCUGUUCCACAGACUGCAAUGAAACAGUUCCAGGGCAUCCCCCCCUGUACCUACACCAUGCCAAACCAGUUUCUGCAGCAGCAGGCCACUUACUUCCCUCCUUCACCCCCAAGCUCAGAGCCUGGAAGUCCAGACAGACAAGCAGAGAUGCUGCAGAAUUUAACCCCUCCUCCUUCAUACGCCGCAACUAUAGCUUCCAAGCUGGCGAUUCACAACCCGAAUUUACCAGCGACUCUGCCCAUAACCCCCCAGAACAUCCAACCUGUCAGAUACAACAGGAGAAGUAACCCAGAUUUGGAGAAAAGACGUAUCCACUACUGUGACUACCCAGGCUGAUCAAAAGUUUAUACGAAGUCUUCUCACUUAAAAGCGCACCUGAGAACUCACACAGCUACAGAGGCCGUCCCUGUUCCUGGACCCGCGAGGAGCGGAGCUGGGCACGGUGUUGGUUGUAUGGGCGCAGGAGCUGUGAAUGCUGAGGACAGUGGCUGGGAGGUGGAACUGCCCCACAUGCUCUUCCCAAGUGUUCACCUGCUGAGGCAGGGGGGAGAAGGGCAGAGGGAGAGAAGGAAAAACACAUUGCUCACCACCAGCACGCCCGAAACUGUUAAGGACAGUUCUUUGCUGGGAUCUUGGUACAGAACCACUCACGCUAAAUUGGUGAAUAGCACAUGACUUGAUUUUGUAAAGAAAUGAAAUGAAAGGACUGUGACUCCUGUAUUUAGAAGUGAGUGUGAACUCCGGUUCUUUUAUGCAUGGGCUUGGAAUCAGAGCAAAACACGAGUCACAGUUCAAGCAACUUUGUUAUCGAAGAGGAGGACUGUGCCAUUCAAGGAGUGAGUUUUCACCUAAGCUUAAAUCAAAGCUUGUCCGGAGCUAUGGUCUAACAAAAUGUUUCACUGUCUCUCUGGAAACAAGGCCUUCUGUUCAGCAGCUAUUAUAAAUGGAUUGUUAGAUUGCUGUAAAGAAGUUGAGUCCAUGAUAAGUGUUACUAAGGAAAUCUUGUUUUCAGAAAUGAAAGUUACUUGUGUUGUACAGUGAAAAAUUAAAAGCGAGUGUAGAAAAUUAUUGUUUUGCAUUAGAGACAGGCUAAGCACCAACGCUGUUAAAAGUAUUAUUAAUAUAUAAUCACUUGCUAGCAGUAAGUUUAGUAAGAAAGGAGUAUUUUCAUGAGGCUGAAAAUCUGAGUAGUGUCAGAGAGUAGAAUCCCAGUUUAAUAAAUAAUCUGUAAAUUUAAGUGUACGAUUUCCACUUGCGCACUUCAGCCAGGAACUAAAUGCCAGUUUUAAAUAUCUUGAUUGCUAUUAUAAAAUAACUAGGAAGAGAGAUAAAAGCAAAGCUUUAGUCUAAACAUUAACACUACCUAGUCAGCAUUUGAAAUGAAUGCUUUUCCUUUUUUAAAUCAAUUUGUAACGUUUUCUGUGCCUUGAGUGGUAAUGACUUCAGGGUUUAAAAGUUAGUUUCUUGUAUGCAUAGAAAUACAUACCUCAUGGCUAGCAUAUAUUGCUUAGGGUCACUAAUGUUUAUUGUUACCUUCACUUUUUUACCUAGAAAUGUGGAUAAAAUGUGCAAAGGUCAGAGGAGCUGAUGUAUUCAUGGAAACAAGAAUGUUGUUUUAGAUAAAAAUCUAGUGAACUUAAGCAGGUCUGUAAUACAAAGGGUCUUCUGGGGAGGUGAAUGAAGGGAUAAACUGUCUAAAGCGUGCAUUACAUGCAAGAAUGUGAGUCCUGUAUCCUGUUACCUGCAGUAUUUCAGAGUUUGGAUUAGUUUAACUCUCCUGAAUAUUCACUUCAUACUUGAAGAUUUCCAGCAGCGAUUCUGAUCUCUGCCUUAACAUACGAUUGAACUGUGUUUCAAGAGCCAGAUCUCUGACUUAAGGUUUGAUCGAUUAAGGAAUGCUAAAGUAAAGGGGUGCAAACUCUCAGGGAAAUCUGUGAAGUUGCUCAGCCUUCCCCAAGAGUGCAAGGGAAUCUUGCUAUUGAUCUCGGCAGGGAUCGAUGCCGAGGGCUAAAUUAGGGGAUGUGCCGUUGUUCAUCCCAUCCCCCCAGAACUGUGAAUUAAUACAGCACUAAUAAGUUUUGAUUUUUCAGUUUUAAAACAUUUUUAAAGGACCUUGUGAAGCUUUUACCUUCAAAGUCUAAAGCAAAUGUCACGUAAGCCGUUUUAAUAAAGUUGUGUGUGAUAUUCUUUCAAAUCCCUUCAGGGAUAGCAGACCUGUUUAUCUGGCUAAACCCGUUCUUUAGUAAUCAUGGACCACUGAAGUUGUUCUCUCCUUAUUCUUAGUUUCUUAACAAUACCUUUUAAAAUUGGCUGCAGUCUCUCUCUCAUCCCAACCAGUCCCUGCCCUUCUCAGCAAUCUGUCAUCUUAAAAUAAAAGAGCCUGCAGCUAAGUUUGUCUGCCAUUAAAAGUCAAGACAGACCUCAUGGUUUUCCUUUUGUAUUGGAAAAUCUCAGCCUUUUCACAGUAUUUAUUUAGCAGCCUUUUUCUUCUGAAAAGCUUUCUCUGGGUUUAGUAGAUGAUCUUUGAGAACAAGCCUAAGGGAAAUGUUAC
Passer montanus (Eurasian tree sparrow) is the source of this 3551-nucleotide messenger RNA. It is a transcript of the gene KLF5, whose product is annotated as Kruppel like factor 5. Bases 242 to 1336 code for a protein of 364 amino acids. Gene Ontology annotation, biological process: cilium assembly. The transcript is spliced from 4 exons. The record is from RefSeq and is a predicted model, not a curated record. Lineage: Eukaryota; Metazoa; Chordata; Aves; Passeriformes; Passeridae. Gene Ontology annotation, cellular component: centriolar satellite.